Molecule: messenger RNA, 3207 nt
Organism: Exophiala spinifera
Lineage: Eukaryota; Fungi; Ascomycota; Eurotiomycetes; Chaetothyriales; Herpotrichiellaceae
Exons: 3
Coding region: 1-3207 (1068 amino acids)
Biological process (GO): phosphate ion transport; cellular response to phosphate starvation
Cellular component (GO): plasma membrane; cytoplasm; Golgi apparatus
Molecular function (GO): inositol hexakisphosphate binding
Source: RefSeq, a predicted model, not a curated record
AUGAAGUUCGCAAAGGAACUGGAGGACGAAGCCGUCCCGGAAUGGAGACAAGGGAAAAAGAAGAUCAAGGCCAUCUCCAAGGCUCUUCGAAACAUCAAUCGGACUCCGGCCGAACCUGCCCGCCCUGCACUCGUACCUGAAGAUUCGUCGGAUAGGAUACCCUUCACGCAUUAUGAUUUCACUCGGCCGCGGCCCAGAACGUCUAAUACAGCACGGUCGCUUCCCGAAAUCGAAGAGGUGGCCCCGGAAGAAGAAAGAGCCGGUGCUCAACGGCCGCCGUUGGAACAAGCCGAAAGCAGGACUUGGUUUGCCCAGUCACCGCCGAUUCUGAUUCCGAAUGGCCCUGGUCAGGAUACAAGUAGAUUUUCUACGCCGGAACGAACGCCGCUUGCCAAAGGCCAGAAUGACCAAAGCAAAUGGCAAACGAGAUAUGGAAGUAUCAUCGGGACACCACCAGACGACGGAGAAACCCCCGGGCAUUUCGCAGCGCUGGAGUUGCCCGAUCCUGCCAUAAGCCCAGUCAUUCAUAAACCGAAUCAAACGGCGCCAGGAGAAUCAUCAGGUCAGCAGCAGCUCGUGAGAUUACCAGAGGCUGCUCAGGUACCCCAGGGUCCAGAUGCGUACCAUGUCGGUGAGACGUCUUCACAGCCCAACCGAGGGCUCAGAGGCAGUAUUGCCCGGAGGUUAUUUAGGGCUCGCGACGUGGACAAGGACACCAAAGGUCGAUCUUCCUCCCAACCGUUGGUCCACACUUUCCCUCGUUCACGAUUACGGAGGCUGUUUUCGGCACAAGCUCUCGACCAGCCCGCCGUGAAUGACGUGCAGUUGGAAGCAUACAAGGAGCUUGAUGCCAAGCAGGCGGAGUUCUUCCUCUUCCUGGACAAAGAAUUGGACAAGAUCGAAAGCUUCUACAAGAUGAAAGAAGAGGAGGCUUCUGCUCGACUUCAAGUGCUACGAAUGCAACUACACGAAAUGCGUGACCGCCGAUUGGCGGAAAUCCUAAAGGACAAAAAAAUCGAGUCUGGCACAUAUCAGGACCUAAACGACAACACCUAUUCAAAUGGCACAAAUGGAAAAGAGAACGGCCAAGCCAAUGGUUCCGGACCCAACUUCCUUAAGAAACCAAUUGAAGAUGCUUUGGGACGCCGUACCACCAUUGGCAAGACCAGCAAAGCCAUGCAGAAGUUGUGUUCUCCGCCGGGCCCGGGAGCCCAACAGCGAAUAGAGGAUGAUGCCAAACGAGACUAUGUGAGAAGAAGAGUCCAGAACGACGUACCGUACAGAUUUGCAAAGAGACGACUCAAACUUGCUUUGCAAGAAUUCUACCGCGGCCUCGAGUUGCUCAAAUCCUAUGCCAUCCUGAACAGAACUGGCUUCCGAAAAAUUAACAAGAAGUAUGACAAGGCUGUUCAAGCUCGGCCACCGCUGCGGUAUAUGGCGGAGAAGGUUAACAACGCUUACUUUGUUCAAAGUGAUGUUGUCGACAAUCAUCUUAUGGCCGUCGAGGAUUUGUAUUCUCGAUACUUUGAGAGAGGCAAUCACAAGAUUGCUGUUCGAAAGUUACGCUCAAAGCUCGGCGCGGGUGAUCAGUCUGGUACUACCUUCCGCAACGGCCUGUACGUUGCCGCGGGUACUUGUUUCAGCAUUUCCGGACUGAUUAAUGCGUCUGAUCGCCUGUUUGGCCCAGAUCCCGUGGUCCGAGUGCACACUGCGUACUUGCUGCAAAUUUAUGCAGGAUACUUCCUUGCGCUUCUCCUGUUCCUGUUGUUCUGUUUAGACUGCCGGAUAUGGACACGGUAUCACAUCAAUUAUGUCUUUGUUUUUGAGUAUGACACGCGACACGUUCUUGACUGGCGACAAUUGUCGGAACUACCCUGCUUCUUUCUCCUGCUGAACGGGUUGUUCCUUUACAUCAACUUUCAGAUUGAUGCGAGCGGGACUUUUUACGUCUAUUUGCCGAUUAUCCUAAUCUUCACGUCUCUCGUAAUUAUGGCUCUCCCGUUCAGGGUAUUGUACCACCACUCGCGACGCUGGUGGGCUUAUUCAAACCUCCGACUGCUCUUAGCAGGCUUAUAUCCUGUCGAAUUCCGCGACUUCUUCCUCGGAGACAUGUACUGCUCUGAGACCUACGCCAUGGGCCAGAUCGAAGCGUUUUUCUGUCUGUAUGCCAACGGUUGGAACAACCCUGCACAAUGCAACUCAAAUCAUUCUCGCCUCCUCGGUUUCUUUACUACCUUGCCCGCUAUUUGGCGCGCCUUGCAAUGUCUGCGGCGAUACUACGACUCGCGGAACUGGUUUCCUCACCUUGCCAACCUUGCGAAAUACUGCUGCAACAUCACAUAUUAUAUGACCUUGUCGAUGUUCCGGAUUGAGCAGAGUAGCCGCAUGCGCGCCAUCUUCAUCACCUUCGCUGCCAUCAAUGGAAUCUACUCUGCGUUCUGGGACGUGUACCUGGAUUGGAGUCUCGGCAACUUCUGGUCGAAGAACUUCUUUCUCCGGGAUCAGCUCGCCUACAAAAAGGCUUGGGUCUACUAUGUUGCAAUCAUCGCAGAUGUGUUACUCAGACAACAAUGGAUAUUCUAUGCGAUCUUUGUGUCAGAUCUUCAACAUUCGGCCUUGAUGUCAUUUUUCGUAAGUCUAGCCGAGGUUUUGCGGAGAGGAAUGUGGAGUUUGUUUCGUGUCGAGAACGAGCACUGUAACAAUGUUGGCAAAUUCCGUGCGUCGAGGGAUAUCCCGCUUCCAUACAAGAUUGCAGAAGCGCCUGAAGGCAUUGGCAGGUUGACUGCACCAGAAGAUGCGAGGAGCACCUCUGGCAUCCCAGAAACGAUCGGACCGGUCGAUGGUCGCUUUGCUACGGGCGCAGACCUGGAGGAGCAAGCCAGCCGCGACUCAUCAUUACGACUGCGCAAGUCGAAAACACCCACGGGAGGCGCGCCACUUACACCUGGCAUGCAGGCUCUGCGGCGAGUUGGAACCGUCAUUGCAUCAGCGCAUGCACAAGACUUCCAGAAACGGCGUAGACCAGAAAGCGAAGGACAAGGUCUCGUUGAUGAUGAUGCCUCUUAUGCAGAGGCCGAUGCUGAUUCGGAUGAGGAGGAUGACGACGAUGAAGAUGAUGGAGGCGAUGAAGAGGUUGCUGAGCUUCGUAGGCAACAGGCUGAGGAAUCUGAAAACAAUCCUUCCGUUCGAGGAGGGCGGGCUGGCUAG